Setaria italica (foxtail millet) is the source of this 5220-nucleotide messenger RNA. Its product is annotated as endoribonuclease Dicer homolog 3b-like. NCBI's taxonomy places the organism in Eukaryota, Viridiplantae, Streptophyta, Magnoliopsida, Poales, Poaceae. Gene Ontology annotation, cellular component: nucleus; cytoplasm. Gene Ontology annotation, molecular function: ribonuclease III activity; protein binding; RNA binding. The record is from RefSeq and is a predicted model, not a curated record. Gene Ontology annotation, biological process: siRNA processing.
AUGCGGGAUCGCUCGCGCGCGUGCAGGUACCAGGUGGAGGUGUUCGCGGCGGCGCUGCGCGGGAACACCAUCGCGGUGCUCGACACCGGCUCCGGGAAGACCAUGGUCGCCGUCAUGCUGGCGCGGGAGCACGCCCGCCGCGCGCGCGCUGGCGAGGCGGCCCCGCGCCGGAUCGUGGCAUUCCUCGCGCCCACCGUGCACCUCGUCCACCAGCAAUUCGAGGUGAUUCGGGAGUACACGGACCUCGACGCGGUGGAGUGCCAUGGGGCAUCGGGGGUCGGUGACUGGAACGCUCGUCAGUGGAAGGAGGCAAUCGGGACUAAGGAGAUAGUUGUUAUGACGCCACAGAUAUUGUUGGACGCUCUGAGGCAUGCUUUUCUAACUAUGAGUGUGAUGAGCUUGCUAAUAUUUGAUGAAUGUCAUCGUGCUUGUGGAAACCAUCCCUACUCACGAAUAAUGAAGGAGUUUUACGUUGAUUCUGAUUGGAGGCCAACUAUAUUUGGAAUGACGGCAUCUCCAGUUGCUACAAAAGGAGCUUCUACUAUAGGAGAUUGUGAAGCACAGAUUGCUCAACUUGAACUGAUAUUGGAUGCCAAGGUUCUUUCUCCUGCAGCCAAAACUUCUGUAGUUUUGAAAUUUAUUGAGUUCUUUUAGGAAAGCCAAGUUUGCAGCAAAUUGAUGUCAAUAUCUUACAUGUUAUCCCAGGUAUAUAUUGUUGAAGAUAGGAAUGAACUUGAGAGAUUUUCACCUGGUGCAACAAUUGUUAAUAAAUACUAUGAUCCUUACUUGUUUGAUUUGGAUGAUCUGGAAUCAAAGUUACAGACACUGUUUGAGGAGUUUGAUGGUUUGUUGGUUAGUCUACAAGAAUCAGCCCCUAAUAAAUUUGAAGACACUGAUAGUAUCUUGGAGAUGUCAAGAAAGAGCUUGUCCAGGUACCAUGGGAAGAUAUUGUAUGGACUGAAUACUCUUGGUCCAAUUGUUACCUUGGAGGUGGUGAAAAUAUAUAAUGAAAGCAUCAAUGCAGUUGGUGAUUCUGAAGAUUGCCUCUUUUCUAAAGCUAGCCAGAACUUACAGGUGUCCUAUUUUAAAGAAGCUUUAUUUUUGAUAGAGGAAAUUCUGCCACAGGGUUAUGAGGAACUGAUGAAAUCAGAAUCUGGUUCUGCGGAACUAACUAGGAGGGGAUAUAUUUCUUCUAAAGAAGUCCUUUGCCUGAUUUUUGUAGAAAGAAUUAUGACAGCCAAAGCUGUUGAAAGGUUUAUGAGAGGAAUUGAGAACUUCUCUCGCUUUUCAAUUUCUUACUUAACUGGAGGGAGUACAUCAAAAGAUGCUUUGAGCCCAGCAGUACAGAGAUUUACUUUGGAUUUGUUCCGAGCUGGGAAAGUGAAUUUGCUUUUCACAACAGAUGUUACUGAAGAGGGCAUUGAUGUACCUAACUGUUCUUGUGUGAUACGCUUCGACCUUCCUAGAACUGUUUGUAGCUAUGUCCAGUCUCGUGGGCGUGCCAGAAGAAGCAGUUCGAGUUAUGUUCUUAUGAUUGAGAGGGGAAACUUGGUGCAGCAAGAACACAUAUUUCGUAUAAUACGAACUGAAUACUAUGUUAAAAACUUCGCACUGCAUAAAUCGCCCAAUACUCCAUCCCAUGAUUUGCCUCUCGAAGAGAAGUACAUAUACCAUGUUGACUCAACAGGAGCGACUAUCACCGCAGACUGCUGUGUCAAUCUAAUUCAUAAAUAUUGUGAGAAGCUUCCAAAAGAUAGGUAUUACAUGCCAAAGCCUUCCUUUGAUGUGGGUCUCAAAGAUGGGUCUUAUCAAUGUACCUUGACAAUGCCUCCCAAUGCUGCAUUUCGAAGUAUAGUUGGUCCUCAAAGCAGUACAUGUAAUUUAGCUAAGCAGCUUGUAUGCCUUGAGGCAUGCAAGAAAUUGCACCAGCUGGGAGAACUCAAUGAUCAUCUGGUACCCUUGACUGAAGAACCUAAUGAUAUUGAUACAACUGUAACAGAUGGAAAAUGUCUUUCUGGACCAGGAACAACUAAACGAAAGGAGCUUCAUGGAACUAUAAAUGUUCAUGGUCUAUCUGGAAAUUGGAUCCAUGGAAGUGAAACUGCCACUCUGAAUACUUAUAGAUUUGAUUUUGUUUGUGAUCAAGAAGGUGAAAUUUAUGCUGGGUUCGUUCUCUUAAUGGAAUCAGUACUUGAUGAUGAUGUGGCAAAUUCAAAAAUAGAUCUCUUCCUUAUACCUAAUAAAAUGGUCUACACCACUGUAACUCCUUGUGGAAAAAUUCAACUGAACAAAGAGCAGCUGCAUAAAGGAAAAUUAUUCCAAGAAUUCUUCUUCAACGGUAUAUUUGGUAGAUUGUUUCAUGGUUCCCGAACGAGUGAACUGCAAAGGGAAUUUAUUUUCAGAAAAGGCCAUGAAAUACAAUGGAGCUCAGACAACAUGUACUUACUUUUGCCUUUGAAGCAUUCUUCCUAUAUACAGCGUGAUCUAAACAUACCGUGGGAAGCUGUUGAAUCUUGCUCUGAUGCAGUGGAGCAGUUGAGAAAUUUGUAUAUGGAAGACGGAAAUCUCAGUUAUGAAAAGUUAAGUCCAAACAAAAUAAACGAGGGAGAAGAAAUCAUUCAUCUGGCCAACAGAUCUCUUCAUUUUUCUAGGGUCAAAGAUUCAGUUGUGUUAUCUCUUCACACUGGGAGGAUCUAUUCUGUUCUUGACUUGAUUUUAGACACAACUGCAGAUGAUUCAUUCGAUGAGAUGUAUAAUGGGAAAGCUUCACCAUUUUCUUCAUUCGUGGAUUACUACCAUCAAAAGUAUGGUAUUGUUAUUCAACACCAAGGACAACCUUUGUUGCUGUUAAAGCAAAGCCACAAUGCACACAAUCUACUUUUUUCAAAAUUGAAGUACACAGAUGGUUCAACUGGCAAUCCUCUGCUCUUGGAGAAAGAGCAAAUUCAUGCCCGAGUGCCACCUGAACUACUCAUCCACAUUGAUGUCACAACUGAUAUUCUCAAAUCAUUUUAUUUACUCCCUUCUGUAAUGCAUCGGCUUCAGUCUUUAAUGCUAGCCAGUCAGCUUCGCAGCGACAUUGGUUGCACUCAACACAUACCGAGUAGUUUGAUAUUGGAGGCUAUUACAACUUUAAGGUGCUGCGAGACAUUUUCUCUUGAGCGGCUGGAGUUAUUAGGAGACUCAGUACUGAAAUAUGUAAUAGGAUGUGACCUGUUCCUAAGGUAUCCAAUGAAACAUGAAGGUCAUCUCUCCGAUAUGAGAUCAACAGCCGUAUGCAAUGCAACACUUCAUAAACAUGGAAUAUGGCGAUCCUUGCAGGGUUAUGUACGUGAUAGUGCAUUCGACCCACGUCGUUGGGUUGCCCCUGGACAGAUAUCAUUGCGCCCUUGUCCUUGUACCUGCGGAGUCGAGACUGCAUUUGUUCCUUUUAGUGGAAGAUAUAUCAGAGACGAUCCAUCUUUUGUUGUGGGAAAACCUUGUGACAGAGGUCACAGAUGGAUGUGCUCGAAAACAGUAUCUGAUUGUGUUGAAGCACUAGUUGGAGCAUAUUAUGUUGGUGGUGGCAUCGCUGCUGCACUUUGGGUUAUGCAGUGGUUUGGUAUUGAUAUCAGAUGUGAUAUGAAACUAGUGCAGGAAGUGAAAUCUAAUGCAUCUCGUCUGUGCUAUUUAUCAAAAUUUAAAGAUAUCGAGGAACUGGAAGCAAAACUGAAGUACAACUUCUCGGUUAAGGGCCUUCUGCUUGAAGCCAUAACACAUCCAUCUCUGCAGGAAUUGGGGGUCGACUAUUGUUACCAGCGGCUGGAAUUUCUUGGUGAUUCUGUACUGGAUCUACUAAUCACACGGCAUCUAUAUGCUUCCCACACUGAUGUUGAUCCUGGAGAAUUAACAGACUUACGUUCUGCUUUGGUCAGUAAUGAGAAUUUUGCACAAGCAGUUGUCAGAAACAACAUGCAUAAUCAUCUACAGCAUGGAUCUGGAAUACUUUUGGAGCAAGUAACAGAGUAUGUCAGAUUUAAUUUGGAGUGCAACCAGAAAGAGAAUGAAUUCCUUCAACAAGCUAUAUGCAAAGUACCCAAGGUUCUUGGAGACAUCAUGGAAAGUAUUACUGGUGCAAUAUUUAUAGAUGUAAAUUUUAAUGUUGAUCUGGUUUGGAAGAUUGUUGAACCGUUGCUUUCUCCAAUGAUUACCCCUGAUAAGCUUGCAUUGCCACCUUAUCGUGAGUUGCUGGAGUUAUGUAGCCACCUUGGUUGCUUCAUAAAUUCAAAAUGUACCAGUAAAGCAGAAGAAUUAAUUAUAGAGAUGACGGUGCAGUUAAAAGAUGAACUUCUGAUAGCACAAGGGCAUGACAGAAAUAGGAAGAGUGCAAAUGCAAAGGCAGCAGCCCGAAUUUUGGUUGACCUGAAGAAAAGGGGUCUUUCACUUAAACAAUGUUUAUCUAAGGCUAAGCAAUUGGACACUGUCUCCUCAGAACUGCAAUCUCAAUUGACAAGUUUGGAAUUCCGACAUGAUUUUCCGGAUGUGAACGGAAAUCUUAGCCUAGAAGGUCUUUCCUCAGUGGGAACAACAGUUGUUCUUCCUCUCAAAAUGGAUAAAGGUGGACCUCGGACUGCACUUUUUAGGCUAUGCAAGAUUUUGCAGUGGCCAAUGCCGAAAUUUGAAUUUGUGGAACAAAGGUUUAGGACUCCUAUUGUUCUGGAUGGGGUUACAACUACAAACUUCAAUAGCUUUGUUUCAACCAUCACCUUGCACAUACCUGAUGUGACAGUCAUUACACUUCAAGGUGAUCAACGAACUGACAAGAAGAGUUCACAGGAUUCAGCGUCGUUGAUAAUGCUUGAGAAACUCCAACAACUCAAGGUCUGCAUGUGCAAGAUGUAGCAAAGCGGCAUGCAUGGAUCAUUAUGCCAGUUACUAAGCUAAUGGAUUCCGUUGAUUAACGAGUGACUAUAGGAUGUGCCGUCCGAAACACUCGAUUGUGUAGGCUGACUACAGGAUGUAUUAGUGCUAUGCUGUACAAAAUAGCGGGUUAUGAGAUUUAACAUAGAGUUGUGCUCAAUCUCUAUAGCUCCGCUAUAGCCCACUAUAGCGUCGCUACGGUACAUUGCUUUUUAUAACCUCAGUUAUAAUACCUGACCACUUGAUUCUCUGGAGUGUAGUCUCUACUCAAAAGUCCAAAAUACUACUGUAUAAAUAGGCUAGAGCGCUACAGAUAUUGGA